AUGACUGGGAAUAUGGCUACUAUCAAGUCUGAGGAUCUUUCUGCCGGGCCUACCAACUGCGUAGAUCCCCUGGACAUAGAACAGUACCUCAAUCCUGAAACCAUCUCAUUCUCAACGCCCUCCGUCUCCCCGACCCCUUCGUCGAUAAAAUCUUCUAUUGAGACUACUGCGACGGUCCCACCACAGCCUUUCAUGCCACCACCGGCCGAACAGGUGUUCUCUGGUCCGAGCCAUCAAUACGAGCAGUACCGACAACAGUCGAGUCUGCCUGUUGGUGCCGUUGCCAGUACCUUUGCUCUGAAUGAGUCGAGCAACUUCUACGAUCAGGAUCCAUAUGACAUGAUCCCGCCUCAUGAGAUCUAUUAUGGCAUGAAUAGCAUGGACGACUACAUCGAUUUUGGCUCGAACUCAGGAAGAGGAGUGGAUAUGGACAUGGAUUUCAACACACCACCAUCAAAUCUAUCCCAGAUCAAUGAUGUCAGCCCAACCGCUGUUGGGGAUCAUACCUCACCUCAGUCUUCAUCUUCCCAACACGUGCGCGCGUGGCCCGGGAUGCAUCAGCAAGCCGCUCAACAAGCGAAAGCCCAAGCCGAGGCUCAGCAACAACGAGAAGAGCAGUCUAAGCAACAAAGCGUGUCGAACUCUCGUGCUUCUAGCUCCUCUCGCCAGAGCGGCCCUGAUCCUCACGUUGAGGAGAGCAUCUCACGCCUUCUCAACCGAAUGAGACAUAGCAGUGUCUCUUCUUCGCAAGCUGAUGACCAGCUCGGAAGCAACGGGGAUGGACGUACCGGGCGCACGAAGAAGGAUGAAGAAGACAUGGACGAGGACGAGAGAUUGCUGGCAAGUGAGGAAGGAAAAAAGCUCAGCAGCAAGGAGCGCCGACAAUUGCGAAACAAGGUUUCUGCUCGAGCUUUUCGAUCGCGAAGGAAAGAGUACAUCGGCCAACUGGAAGAGGAACUGGCUUCAAAGGUCGCCGACGCGGACAGAUUUCGGAUCAAGAACGAGCAGUUGGUGGCUGAAAAUACUCGACUCACGGACCUCACUCGCAUGCUGCUCUCAUCUCCUCACUUUUCAAACUUCCUAGAAGAGCUCAGCGCCACUGGCGGGGCUAUGCCUAGUUUGAGCCAGAGCAUCAGCCAGCGCGAAUCUCAACAGCGACCACAAUCGCAACCGGGACAGCAAAUGCCAAAGGAUGCUAAUCCAAAUUCACACCAACAUAGCAGUAUGCACGUCGGUCUGGCUAUGAUUCCAGAGGAGCCAUAUGAAUCAACCAACCCGCCUAGCAAUGCGUGGGGACCCAGGACAACGGGAGGGUAUGACCAACAGGUCUACGCUGUCACCUCACUUCCCGAAGAGCCUCUCAUUAGCACCAGCGCGCUUAGCGGCAAGUCAAUUAUCGAGCCUCUCUCAACUUUCGGCAGCGCCAAAGAUGAGCUACCCGAGAUCGAAGCAAUUCCUGGAAACAAGUUGGUUCAAUUCACUUCAGCCCCACAAUCCAAUGUGACCCACGAGGGUGCUGCAGAAGUUCCCGAGGAUGACGGGACACCCGACAUUGACGAGUCUGAUCCGGUCCUCUCGCUAUACGCAGAUCACCCUACGCCCUCAGCUCCUCUGCCUAUCCCUCAAGAAGAUCUUGCGCCCGAAGACAGAAUAUUCGGGAAUUUGCCACUGGAGAAGGGCUUUAGUCGUCUUGAGCUGCUGGUCGGAGAAGAGGAAUCCGAAGAAGUACGGAAUACUGUUACCAUGAUAAGGUUCGCAAGAUUACGAGCGGUGAUGACUACUCUGGGGGCAAGAGUAGAUGCACUGACGGGACACCUUUGA
Messenger RNA from Bacidia gigantensis, 1821 nucleotides. RefSeq lists its product as uncharacterized. The transcript is spliced from 2 exons. NCBI's taxonomy places the organism in Eukaryota, Fungi, Ascomycota, Lecanoromycetes, Lecanorales, Ramalinaceae. The record is from RefSeq and is a predicted model, not a curated record. The coding region runs from base 1 to 1821 and encodes 606 amino acids. Gene Ontology annotation, molecular function: DNA-binding transcription activator activity, RNA polymerase II-specific; transcription cis-regulatory region binding. Gene Ontology annotation, cellular component: RNA polymerase II transcription regulator complex.